AUGACCACCUUCCCCCCAACACCAACGGCUGCCCAAGUGGAGCAAUUCCACCGCGAUGGUUAUCUCGUCCUCCGUGCCAACGAGCAUGGUCUAGCCUCUCCCAAGAAAAUCCAAGCCUGGACCAAGGAAGUGCGCGAGUGGCCGCUUGCACCGGGCAAAUGGAUGCCGUAUCACGAAAUCAACGUCAAUGGCACCAGACAGCUGUUGCGCACCGAGAACUUUGUCGACUACCAUGACCACUUCCACACGCUGCUGUGCGGGGAUGCCCUCGCUGAGAUCCUGAAAAGGAUGAGUGGUGAUGACAUGUUGCUUUUCAAAGACAAAGUCAACUACAAGCUGCCACUGGGAAACGGAUUUGCCGCCCACCUGGACGCACCAGCAUACGACCAUAUCGGACGGAUCGAGCACCUGACGGCCAACCUCGCCGUGGAUGAAGCCACGCCUGAAAAUGGCUGCAUCGAGGUCGUCCCCGGAUCCCACCGAAUGGAUGUCGAGCUUUCUCGCGGGGGUGCCAUCUCCAAAGCCUGGGAGGACAGUCAUGAGUGGGUCAAGGUUCCUCUGCACCCGGGCGACAUGUUGUUGUUCGGUAGCCAUCUGGCACACCGCAGUGGGCCCAACCGGACCGAUAGCAACCGCAGCAGCAUCUACGCGACUUACCAUAGGAAGAGUGACGGUGAGAACCUCAGGCAAAAGUACUAUGCGCACCGGAGGGAGAAUUUCCCGCCGGACAAUGAACGCGUCGUCGGAAAAGACUACAGCCAGGGGUACAAAACAUAUGGAUUUGCUGCAGCUUUCGUGUCGGAAAAGCAGGUCGAGAGCAAGGUUCAAACGGUUCAUUGA
This is a messenger RNA of Capronia epimyces CBS 606.96, 840 nucleotides long. RefSeq lists its product as uncharacterized. The transcript is spliced from 3 exons. The record is from RefSeq and is a predicted model, not a curated record. Lineage: Eukaryota; Fungi; Ascomycota; Eurotiomycetes; Chaetothyriales; Herpotrichiellaceae. Bases 1 to 840 code for a protein of 279 amino acids.